AUGCAGAUGGAUGAUGAUGACGAGGAAGGGCCUAAGCAGGGCAUGUUCUGCCUUCAGCGUAGCCCCGAGGAGAUUUUCGGUGACGACGAUGCGGCUUCCAAGCUCUACCCCGUCACGGAGCUGGACCCGCACAAGUCCUUGAUGAAGCCUGACGACUGGACCAAGGCUCUCUCGACGAUUCGCAAGCAGCUGCCGUCGCGGCUGAACGUGGUGAUGCUCGGGACGGAGCGGCCGCUGCCCAAGCGGCUGACCAUCAGGACGGGCAAGGCGGAGAGCACGAAAGUUAGCGUGCAGAUCUUGGAUGGCAACAAGAAGCCCAUGGUGCAGAUCCCCCAGGGCAAGGCUCUGCGCGCGAUAGAGAUUCUUGAGCGCUUGGGUGAAGACAGAGAACCGGAGCCCGUCUUGAGCUUCCUCGCGAAGCCCUUCACGGGCAAGCAGUACGACAAGAUGUACUUCUUCGACCCCAUGAACAUCAAGGAGCCGGGGGACUACACCUGGACGGUGGCUAUUGCGAAGGAGGGGACCUCGAUCAAGAACAAGUCCGAGAGGCUACUAGCCGUGACGUGCAACAUCACCGUGCUGCCCGGCAACCCCACCAAGUCCUUCCUGGAGGGGGACGACUGGGACGCGUCCCUCCCUCUGGGAGACCCGUGCUGGCUGCCAGCGUUCGCAGUGAAGCUCCGCGACGCGAGCAAGUGCGUCUGUCCGAUGCGGUCGUACAAAUCCGUGACGGUUUCGUGCUCGGAGCCCGGGGCGUUCGACAUCAAGCACGCCUCCUCCGGUUCCGCGACGCACGAGAUGGCUCUGGGGAAGGCGACGAGCGACUCCGCGGGCCCCCUGGAGUACGAUGACCAUUCGUGGCGGCUUGUUCCGAAGCAGGCGGGCCUGCUGUCAGCGGCGGAGUACUGCACCCGCGCCAUCGAGUUCGAGGUCACCGUGGUGGCGCACAUGCAGCAGGACAGGCAGCAGGACGAGGACGAGAAGGUCUUCAAGAACACGUUCGAUGCCACUUUCGAGCCCGGCAAGCCGACGGAGCUAGUGCUGCUGUCCCCAGCCUCCGACAGCGACAGCGGCCCCGUGAUCACCGCGGAUGCGGGGAGCAGCCUGCCGCCGUUCUCCCUGGGGGCGAUGGACGCCUGCGGGAACCGGACGGCGCCCCCUCACAACGAAGCGUGGCAGGUCACUCUUGAAAUCACGGCCGCGAGCGCGGGCGACGCGGGCGAGGUAGGUCCCGAGUUCGCUGGUCCGGUGAGGGAGAAGGUCGCUGCCGGGGCGGCGAGCUUCAACGACUCCGUGGUCAAGUGGCACCGGCCGCUCAAGUCGGACGGAGAGCUUGCGGUGGUGGACGCUACGCUUUGGGUCGACACUAGCGGCAAGGACAGGAAGCAAGUGGCCUCGACGUCCUUCACGGUGCGCGUGAUGCCCAGCAAGGUCCCCUUCCGGGCCGUCGUCUGCCUCGACGGCAACGCCUGGCCGGACCCCGAGGAAGCGGAACACGCGCCGGCCGCGGGGACGGGGGCGGCCAAGGCCGCCGACGCGGUCGGGGUGAGGCGCGCGUACAUCGCCGGAGGGGAGAUCUCCGGGCUGCACCUGCGGCUCUACGACCAGGGCGGGAGCGAGCUUGUCGUGGGCGAGGACACGUUCGAUGCUUCCAACAAGGAGGCCGUUACCUGCAGCUGGGAUGCCGCCUGGCGGUGGCCCCCGAAGACUAUCGAAAACGGGCUGGGGUACGACGUGCUUCCUGACCUGAAGGUGCCGACCCAGCUGUCGAGACUGGAGAACGGCAUCCACCACGCCAAGGUCGUCGUUACCCCUCGGGCUGUCGGCGGGUGGCCGUUGACUCCGCUCCCGGCGACCUUUGCCUUCGCGGUGCAAGCAGGACCGGUUUCCCGGUGGAUGGCGGUGAAGCCCUCGGCGGGCGGCAAGAUCACGGACAACAUCACCCCUCUCGAGCUCACCAGCGGCGACGACGCCAAGGCGUGUCACGAGUCUUUGAAGGCGGUUGUUCAAGGCUUCGUUCCCGUCGACAGUUAUGGGAACCUGGUCAAAAACGUGCCCAGAGCACCCGAAAUCAGGAUCGAGGGCAUGCCUUUUACGAACCUGUUGCCGGAGCAUCAGUGCAAGCUCAUGAAGCCCUCCAAGGCAAACGGCCACUACCACUUCCCCCGCAGCCUCAACCUUGAAGGCCCCCCCGGCCAGAACGGUCACAUCCUCAUCAUGGGCUCCAGCAGCGAAGACUCCGCCAACGGAGGGGACCCCGCGAGAGGGGGAAAUCAGGGGGGUGGGGCGGCGGCGGCUGGCGGCGUCGUGGACGAGACGCGCGUGCUGCGCCUGCCGGUGUCGAUAAGGGCGGGGCCCCCGGUGCAGCUGCUGAUCCGCUCUCCCGAGCUAGGGAUCGGGCAGUUCACCAGAGAGAUACGGGCGACGCAGCUGUCGGGCUUCACGGUGAGCGACCUUGAGGUGCGUCUGGUGGACAGAAACGGCUUCGAUGCGCACAUAGGCCCGAAGGGCGUCAGGCUCUUGGUUACGCCACGCGACGCCCUGCCGUCCGAAGGCGGCGGCAGCGGCGGCCUCGGCUCUCCCCGUGGCCGGAAAAAAGCCUCUUCGUCGUCGAACUCCUCGUCCGGAAAGAAGGACCUGUCAAAGCGAGCCACCACCGACCCGCAGAUAACCAUGCCGAAGUUCUCCCUCGACCAGAAAGUUCUGGGAGGGGAUGAACAGGCCUCUGGCAAAACCAGCAAGAGCGCAGAGAGGGCGGAGAGGGAGAGGGCCGCGAGGGUUGCCAAGGAGGGGGUGGCGCUGCUGGUGCGCGCGGAGGUGGCUGACCUGGACGUUGAAGCGGCGACCAUCUACUGGACAAGGCAGAGGACCAGUGCCGUGACGAAGGUGAACCUCGCCGCGCUGUCGCCGCCGCCAGCUUCGACAACGACGCCUACCCUACAGGAGCCCGCGAAGCUCGGUUCCGUCAUGGGGCAGAGAGCCAGGAGGUAUGGGAUCGUGAGGCCGGUGGACGGCCCCCUCCCAUCCAUGGUGGUGUGGUUCGAGACGGACAACGGCAGCCCGUGCGAGCCGCCGCCCGACAGCGUCACCUUCACCGUCACCUCGGUUUCGAGCACGGCCGGCGUCGCCUUCACUGUCACCUCAGUUUCGAGCACGGCCGGAUCUCACGAAUUGUACAACGCGCGUGAGAACCUCCUCCGGACACAAAGCAACCUGUACCACCCGCCGGUCCCCGCGCCCGCGAGCUUGGGCAAGGACCACGCUUUGGUUUUCCAUCCCAAGAAGGAUGUCAUGGAGCAGGACGUCGGGGAGCACUCCAUCUCGUGUACGUACUCAGAACGCAGGCCGCUGGCGACACAGGGCACCCAGGGCGAGGACGAUGAGAGGGUGCAAGAGAUGACCCUACGCGUGGUCGCAGGCGCACCCGCAAAGCUGGAGCCCAUGUCGGACGACGCCAGCCUGUUCCACUCUCUGAGCGCCAGCAACCAGACGCCGAUGAACCCGAACGAUGACGAGGCCAAGCACGCAAGGCAGCUGGUCGAGAAGACCUUCCGCUUCACGGCCAACGACUGCAGGGGGAACCUCGCCGGCACCAUCAAGGGCCCCGUGCGUAUGCGGAUCGAGAACGUGGACGGGGUGGACGUGCCGCCGUCGGAGAUGCCUCGGCUGGAGGAGUCCGACGCCAACGGUUACGUUCUCGCCGAGCCAACCGCAACCGGAGUGUUCCUGUUCGAGGAGAACUGGCUGCAGCCCGGGGUCGGGUCGAGAGAAGCGGACUACAAACACGGCAGACUCAGACGACAGCCGUAG
Ectocarpus siliculosus is the source of this 3810-nucleotide messenger RNA. Lineage: Eukaryota; Phaeophyceae; Ectocarpales; Ectocarpaceae. The record is from the annotation of a GenBank genome assembly.